AGUUACACCAAUAGACUCCAAACUGGUGACGUGGUUCGGUCCGUUGACCAGAGCAGCAGUAUGGCCGACCAGAGCAGGCAAAUAAAACUCGCUGCAGCUAAGAAAAAGCUGAAGGAGUUUCAGCAGAAGAGCUCCCCUGCUAGUGUGGGAGGUGAAAAGGGUGGAGGAGGAGGUGGUGGUGGUGGUGGUGGUGGUGGAGCUGGGGCCAAGAAGAAGAGGAAGGUGAAGGGACUGAACCAACAGGAUGCUUCUUCAACAGACAGAAGCUCUCCAGACAAUUUUGACAGUAUUCUGAAAGCACUUAGUCAAAGCAAUGGUGUAGUCCUACCUCCUUAUGGCAACAGUCAGACCUUUGCUGACGUGGAGGUCAUCGGGUCUUCAGUUCCCCAGCUGCUGGAGGAACCAAAGGGCGAGCCUGGUCGCGGCUCACCUGUGUCUAACCUCGCUAGUGCUAACACUGCUACUAACCCUGAGUCUGUCGGUCACAACACUGGCCUGCAGGACUAUACCGAUACCAAUGGCAAUGGGAGUUUAACAGAAGAAAAUAGACCACUGUCUUCCACUGAGAGCCUGCGACAGCUCUCACAGCAACUGAACGGCCUGGUCUCUGAAUCAUCUACGGCAUAUGUGAAUGGGGACAGUCCACCUGCCGUUGGUGAAAGAGAGCUGGGGGGUCGGAACCAGGAGCUGGCAGCUGCCCUGGAGUCCAGCAACCUAACAAACUCUCAGCUAAAUACCAAGCUAGACCAGCUGGCACAGCAUUCUCAGGGGCUCUCUGAUCAGCUACAAAAGGAGCGAAAAGAAUUUGAUCAGAGAGUUUCAAAAGAGCAGGGAGCCAUGCGGGAGCAAUUACAGGUUCACAUUCAGACCAUUGGUAUACUGGUAUCUGAGAAAUCAGAGCUACAAACGGCACUACAAUACACACAACAUGCUGCAAGGCAGAAAGCAGCUGAGGCAGAAGAGUUGAAUAACCGUCUGCAGGCAACAAAGCAGAGAGUAUCAGAGCUGGAGAGAACGCUCUCUUCUGUCUCAACACAGCAGAAACAGUUUGAGAAGCACAACAAAGAGUUUGAAAAGGAGAGAGACAGCCUGAGGCUAGAGGUGUUUAGACUAAACAAUUUGAGUGAGGAGUCGAAGCAGCAGAGCUCAGAGCUGUCAGAGCAGAUAAAGCUGAGAACACAGGAGAAUGGCGCAAUGGGGCUGGAGUUGGAAGAUCUUCGCAAGAGACUCGAGAUAGCUGACCUCAUGUUGCAACAGUACUCCAGUCAGUCAGAUCCCACAAGUGCCAACCAGCAGGUCCAGUUACUGCUGGGAGAGAAGCAGCAGCUGGAGGAACACAAUCACCAGCUGAUGGAGUCGAUGGCCCAUCUGCAGACAGAGAGAGACUGCUAUGCAGAGCAGAUCCAGGACGAAGGCCGUGUAUGGAAGGACAAAACGGAACAGCUGCUAACACAGGUGUCUUUGGUUGCAGAGGAGAGAGACAGCAACAUCAGCCGAGUCCAAGAACUGGAAGCCAGCAUCAUGGAGCUACAAAAUGCUGCAGCGUUGUUGUCCCAGGAGAGAGAGGCUAAGGAUAAUGCAGAGCCUCAGUCCUCAGGACCAUCGGAGAGUGAGGUGGCUCUGCAGGAGGCCCUCAACACUCUGCAGCAGGAGAAAAACACUCUUGCAGCACAGUACCAGUCACAGCUGCGAGAUAACGAGCAGCUGAGCCGCAUGUGUACAGAGCAGGAGACGCGUAUGGGGGAGAUGGAGCGACAGGUAGAGAGCCAAGUCCAGGAGGAAGGGGACCGCCGGCGCAUGUUGGAGGAUGUUCAGUCAGACAAGGCCACUAUUAGCCGCGCUCUCACCCAGAACCGUACACUGAAGGACCAGCUGGCUGAGCUACAGAACGGCUUUGUCAAACUGACUAAUGAGAACAUGGAGCUGACCACUGCCAUCCAGUCAGAGCAACAUGUGAAAAAGGAGCUGGCUCGCAGAAUGGGUGAACUGCAAGAGGCACUGCACAACAACAAGGAGCAGCUGGAACUGAAAAGUAAGGACACUGAGGGUCUAAUGGAGCAGAGGGACCAGGUAGUGGCCCAGCUGCAACAGUACUGUGCCGGCUACCAGACCCUGGCCUCAGAGAGGGAACAGAUCCACCACCAGUAUCUGCAGCAGAUCCAGCUCAUGGACCGGCUGCAGCACGAUGAAACCGAGGGCCGCGUGCAACUGGAGAUCAGCCACAAUCAGCUCAAGCAAGCGCAGGAUUAUUUGGAUCUUUUGGUCAAAGACAACGAGCAGCUGAAGGCUGAGGUGCAGGAGCUGCUCAACAGCUCAGCUCUUGGCACGUCAUCCAGAGACCAAGGUGAUGGAGUGGAGAGCCAGUCCCUGCAAGAGAGCCCAGAGAAGUCCUUCGCCAUAGUUAUCCCAGAAGACUUUGAGAGCCAGAAGGAGAUGGAGGAGUUUAUCCGUGGAGCGUUGGCUCGGCUGGAGGCGGAGAGGGACGAGGCCAGAAGGCAACUGGAGGAGGAGCACAGGCUCCACAUGGCAGCCCGGCAUCAGGCCGCUGUGUCCCUCAGCCUUGAGCGGCAACACCACAGCCACACACAAGAUCAUGACCAUCAUGACCAUCAUCACGAGCACGAGCACGAGCACGAGCACACUCAGGGCCAACAUAGUCACUGUGAACACAAUCACGAGCAUUCAGAAGGAGGAGUGCCGGUGGAAGUUCAUCAGGCCCUGCAAGCUGCCAUGGAUAAGCUCCAGCAGCGUUUCACCUCCCUCAUGAGAGAGAAAGCUGACCUGAAGGAGAGGGUGGAGGAGCUGGAGCACCGCUGCAUCCAGCUGUCUGGAGAGACUGACACUAUAGGGGAGUACAUAGCCCUGUACCAGAGUCAGCGAGCCAUCAUGAAGCAGAAACACCAGGAGAAGGAGCAGUACAUCAGCAUGCUGGCUCAGGACAAGGAAGAGAUGAAAGCGAAGCUGUCGGAGCUGCAGGAUCUGGUGAUGAGGCUGGUGGCUGAGAGGAACGACUGGUACAGCCGCUACACCAGAGCUGUAGCCGGCGCAGGCACAGUGAACCCCGACCUGCUUCCUGUUGGGGAGGAUCACACUCAUCCAGAGCACCAAGCACAUGCACACACGCAUCUUAAUGCUGUCAGUGAAGCAGAAGCCAUGGAGGUCAUUCCUCUGUCGGAGCCCGCCACAGGCCUGGAAUUCCCCUCGUCCCAGGCGCCGUCAAGCGGGUCGGCCCAGACCGACUCCAAGUCCCUGGUGCCCAAAGAGGACGGCACAGCCCAGCAGAUCAUGCUGCUGCUCCAGGAGAUCCAGAACCCCCUGGGAGCGCUAAGAUCCCCCCCCUUCCUCGGGGAGAACCCCUGCAUCCCCUUCUUUUACCGGCCUGACGAACAGGACGAAGUCAAGAUCCUGGUGGUGUGAGGUGUGGCUGUGAUGGAGGCUGGUGUGUGUGUGCGUAUGUAUGAGAUAUUGGACAUGUCUUGAAGUCUGGGGAAUAUUAAACACCACAGUUUGUAGCUUGUUGAUCAUAUUCACAAACACUUCUCAAGAAAUAUGACUCCCUGCACCGCUGGUCACAGACUGUCUUUGACCCGGUUACAUUUAAAACGGCCCCUCUCUGUUCUGUGUGUUGGCACUAAUGUGUGCAUGGUUAAAAAGAGAGUAUCUAUUUGUUUUUAUGUUGUUCGUUUUUUUUUGUCUAUGAUGCUCUUCCCAGAGAGAUGACCAGUAUUCCUUGAAUCUGAUUAUUCUCUGGACCACCAUUUUUAAUCACCAUCCUUUCUCGUCUCCCGUUUUACACAUAAGUGCAAUAAGGGGGCCGUUUAUUCUGUCCCCUUUCCGAUACAGUACCUAAAGAGCUGCCGAUUAGCAGCCUGUUUGUGUGCAACUUCAUUUCAGUGCAAAUCUCAAUUUUACACAAUUCACUGUACCAAUGCCAAAAAAGAGCAUCACGUUUGAAUGUAAUAACCCAAAUAUUUACCUGUAUGUGUGUGUGUGUGUGAUGUGAGGAGAGUGAAUGAUGGUGAAAGGGUGCACAAGGAGAAGAGAGAGAUGCAAGUUAAAGUCAAAUCAAGAAACUGAAGUGCACAUAAGCUUUUGAACUGUAGGCGCUGUUUCAAAGUCAAGAGCCCGCUAGUUACAUGAUGAGGUUCAGAAAAAGAUGGAGGCAGGUGUCGCAGAUUGGUACUGAUCCUUUUCUCAACCUUUUUUGUGUCUUUGUCCUCCAAACAUUGAAAAUACGUCUUCUGUUUGUACAGUGUGAAAUGUUAAUAUAUGUGAAACGUUUGUGUUGUGAUGUCAAACAUCCUGUUAGACUGAGAGAAGGAGGGGACCGAUGCAAUUUAAAGACCCCAUGAGGAAAAAACACAUUUUAAUCAAAGUUAUUGAGGCAUUAUUUUCAGAGUGUAAUUCAGAUAAUUAAUAGAGUUUGGGUUGCUGUGUGUCGGGCUGCGUCCCACAUUUUUCUUUUCUUUCAUUCUUCAAGUUUUUCUUUAUCUCAUUAGCAUGAUAUAUAUUAAGGUGCACCGGAGGAAGUUACAGGAAGUAUGCUGUUAAAAUCUCGUUAUCUGCGCUCAUAAUUCGUCUUUCUUCUUCAAAUAUUCUUUCAUCUCUGAGGAAUUUGUCCUCACCACAAAUGUCCACACUCUUUUAUUUAAUUGAAUUUUCCCCUCAUCAAAGCUGCUCAUCCCUUACUUUAAUUUCAUGGGGUCUUUAAGUUUCGGAACAAAUUGACACUAUUGAUAAGAGCCUGUUUUUUUUUUUUUUGUUACGUUUUCUUGUAGUUCCACAUAUCGAGUAUGAAUUAAUCCUUUACAACUGGACUGUGUGAGUGAGCGUGAUGCGCGCGCUUGUGUGUGUGUGUGAUCCAGACCGUUUCCACUUCAGCCGAAGUUGCUUCUGUUGUACUUUUUUUUGUAGAGUUCUAUCAGAUUAUAUAAGUAUGAUUGCACUAAAACUGUACAAAGCUUCUCAUUCAUCUCUGUCCUCUGUGGCUGGUUGGACAGUGAUGGAGCCUGUGGAUGAAUCCUAUGAAGCCACACUCGUAAGCUGAGGAUUCCAGUUGAAGCAAAUGAGUUUAAUUGAAAGUGUGUGUGUGCAGUGUUGCACUCGGAGGAUGAAUUGUAAAUAUGAACAAAUGGUGACAAUAAUGGGAUUGGUCGCUUCCAACAGGGCGUGUUAUUGCCAAAAGUGUGGGACCAAUUCAGAAUUUGAGAAAAUGAACAACUCUUUCCAAAACUAGUCAAAUGUGUUAUGUAAUUCUUCUCCUUAUGGGCAUUGGGAAAAAGAAAUGUAUGUAGGAUGCCAACAUUAAGACGGGCUUCAUACUUUUCUUCAAGUUUAUGUGUCUAGAUUUAAAGAGAGAUGCUCAUGUUCACAAAUGUAGAUUGGAGGAUGGAUUGAUAUCUUUACCGUGAAGCUCUUUCCCUUUGCAACUAAUAACCAAGAGCUACGCUAUCCCAGCAACAAAGAAAAAAAAUCCAUUUCAGAUUAAAUCAUAGCAGAGGCCUCUGGUUUUUAAGAGUCUUUCUAUGAUUUUAAUAUGCAAAGACAUAUUGCAAGUCAUACAAAAAUCCCACGGACUACUUUUGGAGGUAUUUUAACCUUUCAUUUGGAUUGGGUCUUUGAAUUUUAAACUCCUCUCUGUUGUCUUUACUUAUAGGUAAAGGACAUAUUUGUUCGGUUAUUUAAUUGCACACUUGAUUUUUAUGACUAAAUGCAACAGGACGGAAGGCGUUAGGCUAAAAAUACCAGAAUGUUUACACUAUUAUAGAAAGCAUAAUGUAAUAUGUGGAGGCCAUAUGUACUUGGUGUUUUUUACAGGCAAAGGAAACAGCGCUGCGCCUUCCCUAAACCACAGCACUUUGUAAGUAAAAGGUGGUUUUUGGAUACAUUUACUUAAUCAUUCUUUUUUUUUUUUUUUUUUAUUCCUUGCUUCCUAGCAUUCUGUCACUUUUUGGUUUCCUUUGAAACGAGCUACAAAUUGAGUUUUUUUCCCUUCGUUUUGUUUUUGGUCAGACCAAGAGGUAAAUAUACAAUAAAAUAAUUUUAGUGAUGUUUCGGGGCUUGUAAAAUAAGAAAUAAGGCAAGGUGGAUAACAUUACUUCCCAUACUCUUUAAUUCACUCUUAAAUAUGUUAUGCGUGAUUGAAACAAAUAGCAAUGGGAAAGCAUUUAUUGUCUUUACUGUAAAAGAGGUGGUGUAAAUACUGUAACUGUGUAACAUAUUGUAUAUUCAUUAUGCCUGGUGUGUGGGGGAAAGGCUGCUCUGCCAUGUUUACUGGCAGUGUGAACUGUGUGUCUGAAAGUUAGUUCAAAGUCGAGGUGUGGGCGGUUACUGACUGGCUGUGAUUUAAUACAAAGAUUGACUAAAAAAAGAAAGAAAAUAUUCUAUUUAUUUGGAAUAAGUUAGUAUCUCAACUAAUCAGUUUUAAUGUAAAAUAGAAGUGGAUGGAAAUGAAGGAUCAUUCGGAGAACUGAUUUGUUCGAGGGCUGCUUCUGACAGAAGCUUUCUGAUUUGUUUUUUUCCUUGAGUAAUAUUUUCUCCCCUUCUCCAGAAUAAAACUGAGCAACUUGAACACA
This is a messenger RNA of Cottoperca gobio, 6575 nucleotides long. RefSeq names its product golgin A2 (gene golga2). NCBI's taxonomy places the organism in Eukaryota, Metazoa, Chordata, Actinopteri, Perciformes, Bovichtidae. Gene Ontology annotation, biological process: Golgi organization. The transcript has 28 exons. The coding region runs from base 61 to 3417 and encodes 1118 amino acids. Gene Ontology annotation, cellular component: Golgi apparatus; Golgi cisterna membrane; Golgi cis cisterna. The record is from RefSeq and is a predicted model, not a curated record. Gene Ontology annotation, molecular function: protein binding.